Messenger RNA from Elephantulus edwardii (Cape elephant shrew), 732 nucleotides. RefSeq names its product EDAR-associated death domain (gene EDARADD). The coding region runs from base 1 to 732 and encodes 243 amino acids. The record is from RefSeq and is a predicted model, not a curated record. The transcript is spliced from 4 exons. Lineage: Eukaryota; Metazoa; Chordata; Mammalia; Macroscelidea; Macroscelididae. Gene Ontology annotation, molecular function: protein binding. Gene Ontology annotation, biological process: signal transduction.
AUGCCGGACAGACUCCCCGGGUUUGGCAAGCCUGAUGGGGCUCUGCAUGAGAAGAAGGAGCCCAAGACCAGGCUGGACCCCCAGCCAGAGCCAGUUCCAGCUCUAGCAGAUUGGAGACCCAGCCCAGAAUCCUCGCUGACUCCCGAACUCCUGUGUUUCUUCUAUAAACACAGCAGUGAGUCCUGGGCCAUCUACCAGUCCCACGUGCUCAAAGAUGGGGCCAGCCAGGGCUACACCUCUGUCUACAGCUACACCACCCACAGCUCAGCUGGCAAGAAGCUUGUCCGGCUGGACAAACUGAAGACACAGUACCCAGGGCACCACCACAAAGGAGGUGCAGGUUCCAAAGAGUUAAACGAAGAUGUCUUCUGUAAAGAAAACUGCACGUGCCCCUCGUGCUCGCUUCGGGCCCCCAACAUAAGUGACUUGCUGAAUGACCAGGACGUUUUAGACGUGAUCCGGAUAAAGCUAGACCCGUGUCACCCGACGGUAAAGAACUGGAGGAAUUUUGCAAGCAAGUGGGGCAUGCCCUAUGAUGAGUUAUGCUUCCUGGAGCAGAGGCCACAGAGCCCCACCUUGGAGUUCCUGCUCCGGAACAGUCAGAGGACGGUGGACCAGCUGAUGGACCUCUGCAGGCUCUACCACCGGGUCGAUGUGGAGAAGGUCCUGCGGAGGUGGGUGGAGGAAGAGUGGCCCCAGAGAGCCCUGGGGGACCACUCCCAGCACUUCUAG